GAAGGGGCGGGGCUCUGCGGGCAGAGUCUGUGUGGUGCUACCGCCGUAGCAGCCGCUGCUGCCGCCGCCGCUGCUGCUGCUGCCAGAGCCGGAGCGGGCUGGGCCGCGGAGGCAAGAUGGUGGACUACAGCGUGUGGGACCACAUCGAGGUGUCUGACGAUGAAGACGAGACGCACCCCAACAUCGACACAGCCAGCCUCUUCCGCUGGCGGCACCAGGCCCGGGUGGAGCGCAUGGAGCAGUUCCAGAAAGAAAAGGAGGAGCUGGACAGGGGCUGUCGCGAGUGCAAGCGCAAGGUGGCCGAGUGCCAGCGGAAGCUGAAGGAUCUGGAGGUGGCCGAGGGCGAGGGUAGCAGGGCCGAGCUGGAGCGGCUGCAGGCCGAGGCACAGCAGCUGCGCAAGGAGGAGCGGAGCUGGGAGCAGAAGCUGGAGGAGAUGCGCAAGAAGGAGAAGAGCAUGCCCUGGAACGUGGACACGCUCAGCAAGGACGGCUUCAGCAAGAGCAUGGUCAAUACCAAGCCUGAGCGGGCGGAGGAGGAGUCGGAGGAGGUGAGGGAACAGAAACACAAAACCUUCGUGGAGAAGUAUGAGAAACAGAUCAAGCACUUCGGCAUGCUCCGCCGCUGGGAUGACAGCCAGAAGUACCUGUCGGACAACGUCCACCUGGUGUGUGAGGAGACCGCCAACUACCUGGUCAUCUGGUGCAUUGACCUAGAGGUGGAGGAGAAAUGUGCGCUGAUGGAGCAGGUGGCCCACCAGACCAUCGUCAUGCAGUUCAUCCUGGAGCUGGCCAAGAGCCUGAAGGUGGACCCCCGUGCCUGCUUCCGGCAGUUCUUCACCAAGAUCAAGACUGCUGACCGUCAGUACAUGGAGGGCUUCAACGACGAGCUGGAGGCCUUCAAAGACCGCGUGCGGGGCCGGGCCAAGCUGCGCAUCGAGAAGGCCAUGAAGGAGUACGAGGAGGAGGAGCGCAGGAAGCGGCUUGGCCCCGGCGGUCUGGACCCCGUCGAGGUCUACGAGUCCCUCCCUGAGGAACUCCAGAAAUGCUUUGACGUGAAGGAUGUGCAGAUGCUCCAAGAUGCCAUCAGCAAGAUGGACCCCACCGACGCGAAGUACCAUAUGCAGCGCUGCAUCGACUCCGGCCUCUGGGUCCCCAACUCCAAGUCCAGUGAGGCCAAAGAAGAGGAGGAGGCGGGUCCCGGGGACCCCUUGCUGGAAGCCUCCAGUCGGGGCGACAAGAAAGACGUCAGCGCAUAACCCACCUCAGCUGCUGCCCGACUGCCUGCAGGCCCCUGUGCGCCCCUUUUCAGAAAACAAAAAUAGACACCAUCUCCCCAGCUCCUGGCUUCCUCCACUUUGGCUGCUCCCACACCUAGCCCGGAGGGGCCUGCCCACCCCCCUCCACUGACCCCACUCCCUGAGCGCUCAUCCAAGUCUGCUUUGAGUCAAGGAGCUUCACUGCCUGCAGCUCCCCCACUUCAGCAUUAUGCCAAAGGCUUGGGGGUCCAGGGAGGGGUAGAGGUUGCCAGGCUGGUCCACAGGGUAUGGGUGGGGUCCCCAGCUGAGGGCCCUGCCCCAGUCACUGUGGGCUCCGUUUUCACUGUUCAUCUGCUGUUGAGUCUCCUACAUAGUAAACAGCAAUUAUCUUCCAAUAAAGGAUUUCAGAUGCUCCGCGAGACCUCAGGAGGGCUGGCACAGCUCUUCUCUUGCAGGGUGGGAGGGAACCCUGGUCAGUGUUGGCGGCUGGGCUUGUGAUGCCCCCAGCUUUGCCCUGCAGCAAAUGGGCAAUGUCCUCCAUCCUCACUCCAGGCUCUCCAGGAAUGUGUCGUUCCGCCGCCUGGAACACUUCCUCAGGACACCUUUGUGUCAAGGGUUCUCACUCCCCCCCCCCCCCCCCCCCCGUAAGUCUUGGGAUUAUCUCAUCCCUCUGAGCCACCCCCCAGCGUCCGUUCAGGAGCAUCAACUUGCACCGUGUCUCACCUUCCACGUGGCCAGCUCUGCCUCCAAAACAAAUCUUGAGUCUGUCCACUGCCCUUGGUCCUCCACCCUGGUUCAGGUCCCUGUCACCUCUGGCCUGCAUGCCCACUCCAGCCUCUUCCCUGUCUUCCUUGCCCUCACUGGACCCCAGCAGGCAGCCGCCAGUGGGCACCUGUGAACACCUGAGUCAGGGCACAUCCCUCAGAGCAGAAGCCUAAGACCUCCCUGCAGUUCGCCAGGCCCUACACCAUCUGCCUGGUCACCUCCCUGCCCUCGUCUCAUGUCCUCCCCUUCUCAUCAACUCCCUCCUUGCUGAUCCUUAAGCACUUUCAAGUUUUUCUUAUCAGUGUGACCUUGGGCACUUUCCUCAGCCUCAGUGUCCCCCUCUGUACAAUGAGAGUAAUGUUCAUGCUCUCCUCCCAGGGUUGCGAUGAGGUGUAGGUGAGAUAAUGUACAGGCAAGCAUGGCGCCUGGUACCCAGGUGCUCAAAAUCUGGGCCUUGGCACAUGCCCGUCCCUCUGCUUGAACACCCUUCCCUUGAAAAAGUAAUCUUUUGAAAGCAGUCUUCCUUUAAAAGGUAAUGGAAUAUUCGGGCCACAGGAAAGGCUUAAAGAAUACUAUAAUAAACAAGGACACAUCAACUUUUAAGACAUGAAAUACCAAGGGUCGUGAAGCCCACUGCCCACCUCUUCUGGGGGACACCACCCCUUGGCAGCUGCUUCUCACUCCAAUCAGAGCUCUGCCACCUCCUCCCAGAGGUCCUCCUUGACCCGCCUUUUGAGUCACCCAUCACGUCUGGCCUCGCAGCUUCUUCACCUGCCUGGUUUUGCUGAUGUGUGUAUUGCUGUCUCCUUUAUGCUGUGAGCACCACCACGGCACAAACUGAGUCUUGGUCCUAAAAUAUUCCCAGCGCCCCGAAGGGGUCCUGGCCCUCAGUAAAUGCCUUUGUGUCCAAGCUGAUCACCACCAGGGGUCAACAGUGAGCUGCAAACCUGAGUGGCAUUGCCUAAUGCUUUUCAUAUAGAUGAGAAUGGCUGGUGGGGGGGGGUAUGGGGGGCCCUCCUAAGGCCCUGGAUAAACCCCACCCAUCCAGGAUCCACUCAGGAUCGUCAACUUGUUAAUACUUUACUGUAAAACUUUCAAAGAUAGAAUCCAUAUUCCUGAUAUUUUGUUUGACCUCAGGCUUCAGUAGAAUUCAGCGCUGUUACUGAUUUUUUAAAAAAAAUUAUUUAUUUUUGGCUGCAUUGGGUCUUCGUUGCUGUGCCCGGGCUUUCUCUAGUUGCAGCGAGCGGGGGCUACUCUUCGUUGCGGUGCGUGGGCUUCUCAUUGCGUUGGCUUUUCUUGUGGAGCACGGGCUCUAGGUGCAUGGACUUCUGUAGUUGUGGCGUGCAGGCUUAGUAGUUGUGGCGCACGGGCUUAGUUGUUCCGCGGCAUGUGGGAUCUUCCCGGACGAGGGCUCGAACCCGUGUUCUCUGCAUUGGGAGGCGGAUUCUUAACCACUGAGGCACCAGGGAAGCCCUGUUACUGAUUUUUGACUUAAAAUUUCAAUGUUUUGUUCAUCAUGUUUUUUUUCACAUUAAUGGUGUUUUUGGAAAAUAUUACAUUAAAAUAUUUAUCUCGA
Messenger RNA from Orcinus orca (killer whale), 3597 nucleotides. RefSeq names its product cell division cycle 37, HSP90 cochaperone (gene CDC37). Gene Ontology annotation, biological process: protein folding; protein stabilization. The coding region runs from base 117 to 1256 and encodes 379 amino acids. The record is from RefSeq and is a predicted model, not a curated record. The transcript is spliced from 8 exons. Gene Ontology annotation, molecular function: protein-folding chaperone binding; heat shock protein binding; protein kinase binding. Lineage: Eukaryota; Metazoa; Chordata; Mammalia; Artiodactyla; Delphinidae. Gene Ontology annotation, cellular component: cytoplasm.